CAAUUAUUGUCGACAAUUCCGGUCGCCAGUAACGGUUUAAUAAUAUGCAACGGGCUUUAUUUUUAUGAGUAAUUGUUUGUAUACUAUUAACAUAAAAUAGCUAUCGACAAAAAAAAUCCGUAGAUUUACAUAUUUUAUUUGUGAAUUUUAUCUAUAUCCUGAGUAGUUUUUUUUGUAAAAUUAUAAUAAACUAUGACAAAUUGCUAUUAAAUGAUAGAUAAUAUAACCUUACUUUAACACAACAGAAUUAUUAUUACAAGAUAUAUAAGUUAUAAUUGUAUAAAUAAUUAAUUUAAAAUAAUUAAUUUAAUUUACAAUUUGUAAUUGUAUAAAAAUACACAUAUGGGCUAUUAUUAUAAUGGAUAUAAAACAGAAAAUUAUACAAAGAUUCAACGAAGAAAUGGGAUCAAGUUUGAAAGGACUUGAUAAUAUAAAACAUUUUCAUGAGUGGCUCCAAACAGAAAAAGAUGAAAUUGAAAAAUCUUUAUCCAUGGCAUCAAGUGAAGCCCCUUCAAAAGUCAAAGCAGCUGUACAGAAUGUCGAGCAUAUUACUAUGGAAUUUGAAAAAUUACAAAUUUUUGCAAUAGAAGUUCACAAUAAUAUUCAAGAAUCAAUGCAAGAAAAUAGUGAAAAUUCAGAAGUACAAGAAGUUAUUGAUAAGAUAGGUCAAUUGGAUAAAUGCCUAUCAUAUCUAAAUUUUAUAAAAUGUAUUGAGGAUAUCAGUGAUGAAAUAGAAAAUUCGUUGUUAUCAGCUGAUGAUGAAUCUGUUAUCACAUUAUAUACAAAUCUUUCCGAAAUUAGUUGUCAAUUGCAAUCAUCGUCUUGUCACCAUCUUGUAAAUUAUGUGAAAGAGACAUUACAUUUUUGGCAUAAUUUAAUUAAAGAAAAAUUAUCAAAGGAAUAUAAUGAUGUGUUAAAAAGUUUGAAAUGGCCUUUCUGUGGAACUAAUGCAAACAUAGUAAUUACAUCUUUACCUGAAACUAUUACUAGAUUUAAAAUACUUACAGAAUACCUAUUACAUCUACAACUACCGGAUGAAACUAUAAAACCUGUAGUAACAUCCGCUCUUCUGACUGAUUUCGCAUCUGUGUGCUUACCUAUUACUCUACUAGUGCGCCCAUUGAGGCAGAGAUUUAUUUAUCAUUUUACAGGUAGUAAAUUGACAAAUCGACAAGAUAAACCAGAAUGGUUUUUUACUCAGAUACUUACAUGGAUCAAAGAUCAUGUUCAGUGGAUACAAAAAUUUGUUCAACCUGUAGCAAAUUCUAUUGGCUUCAAUCAUAUAGAUGUGAAGGCUGAAUUUAUGCGUGCUUUGGUACAAUUGGCUGUUGAAAAAUUGCAUUCCGAAUUAGCAAUAGCACAGCACGAUGAUGCUUUAUUUGCUCAUUUAAUAGAUGAAGCUCUUGGAUUUGAAAGAGAACUUAGAGAAACAUUAUUAUAUCCAUCUUCUCAACCAGCUACUGUAUUUGUAUUAACACAAGCUCAUAUAUUUGUAAAGUGGAUUAAUAUGGAAAAAAAAUAUGCCACAGAAAAAAUGGAUGCAAUAUUAAACUCAAACACAGCCUGGGAAAUUUUAUCAGGACCCGAUGUAAAUGACAUGAAAGAAACAGAAUGUGCCAACGCUUUUCUUACACUUUUAACAACAAUCUCUGAUAGAUACAAACAUUUACCUCAACCAGGACACAGAUUACAGUUUCUUGAACUACAAUUAGAAUUAAUUGAUGAUUGGAGAGUAAGAUUAUUACAAUUAUUACAUGAAGAUUGUGUAGAUCCAUUAGCAUCUCUUAUGCCACGUAUACUCAAUACAUUACAUUAUGUUGCAAAUGUUUUAGACGAAUGGGGUGUAACUGUGCACUUUUUGCAACUUCAUUUCUUCAAAAAACAAUUUGAAGCAAUAGAAUGCGCUACAGAUGAAGGUAAAGAUGUUACUGAACAUAUUGGAGAAAUAGAAGGAACAAUAUUUGAUGAAGCUGUAGCUUUAUUACGAAGACUAGAAAAAGAGUUAGUUAAUGAAAUCAGUGAUUCAGUAGCUUUGGAUGUGAAAGCAAAAAGUAGACCUUAUAGAACAGAUAAAUGGUUUGCAAUGCAAUCUGCAAAAGAAGUUGCUUCACUGUCAGUAACUCCUAGUGGUUGUCCCAUGUUUCAAGAAUUAGGUACAAGACUCCACGUAUUACAUGAAGCACUUGCUCUACCAUUAUUUCAUCAAGCUUGGAAACAAUUAGCUUUUCAAUUUGAUCAGUUUCUCUUAGAGGAGGUUGUCAUGGUAAAUCAUUUUAACACAGGAGGUGCAGAACAAUUACAAUACGAUAUUUUUAGGAAUUUGUUCCCUCUUUUUGGCCUAUAUAUUAGCAAACCAGAAUCGUUUUUCCCAUUAAUUAAGGAGGCUUGUGUUUUACUUAACAUAUUGAUGGGAUCUGCAAUGUUACUUCUGGAUGCACUCAACACAAGUGAUGAAGAUACAGCAAAGGAAAUACUCGCAGAUCAGCAAUAAUCGAUUAAGAGGAAGUAUGGAAAUAGCAGUAAGGACUCCUUUAAAGGCAUCGGAUUUGAGCUUGGAUGAAGAAAAUGGAGCAUUUAUAUCUACAGAUGUAUAAACACCUAUCCGAUUUGCUGUUGUUCCUAUUACCAACCCUCGUUCAUAAGUUGCCAUGCAAUGAACUGGUUCAGUAGUGCCUCUAAAAACGUAAAAACUUAUAUUUAAUAAUAUAUGAUACUAUAUUCUAUUUUAAUAUAUUUUUGGAAUUUCUAUAAUAUUGAAAUGUAUAUAUUUACUUCAUGUGAAACUUUAGUUUACCAUCCAUCGCACUCCACACUGCAAUAGUUUGGUCUAAUGAAGAACUUAUAAUAGUUGUUUCAUUCACAGCUUGCAAUUGCAAUAUCUAUAAUAAAACGACAUAUUAAAAAUAUAAAAAAUUAAUAUAAUAGAAUUUUUGUAUAUUAUAUUGAUGAGAAUGUAUUAUAAAACGAUACCUCACACUCAUGUCCUUUCCAAGAUGCUAUGAUAAGACCAGUUCUAAUAUCUAAAAUAGUUAAAAACCCAGAUGCUUGACCUAAUGCAAUCCAAUGGCCACUAGGUGCAACUGCGAUACAUCUGAUCAAACCAGUAGGAUUUGUCAACACCUAAUAUUUAAAAUGAUAUAUAUAUAUAUAUAGUAAAAAAAUAUUUGUAUAUGAUUGUGUCAUCACAACACUAACUUUCAUUUCAUUAACAUAUUGGAAUGUUCUACAAUCAAUAACUCUUAAAGUAAUAUCAGUCGUUCCAACAAACAAAUUAGUUGAUGGAGAAGGACCUGCAGCUAAAGUAUUUAUAGGUGCUAAUCGAUUAUUUUCUGGACAUCCUAAUAAAGAACCCAUGAAAGGAUCCCAACAAUGAAUGACUCCAUCACAAGUAAUUGCAUAUCGUAGAGAUUCUAGGAAUGUUAAUGCAAGAAUAGAUUUCUUGUGACCAGUAUACGUGUAUUGACAUGAUGAAACAGUACUUCCAUCACCCUACAUAAAAAAUUCAUAUAAAAUUAACAAGUAUGAAAUAUAUUAAAUAAAUGAAUGCACUUGCCUGACUUCUUAAACUCCAUAAUUUAACAGUUUUAUCUCUGCUUCCACUCAUAAAACUAUUUUCAUUAUCUAAAACAUAUAAGCAUCUAAUACUAUUAUUGUGUCCACCAAAACUUUGAAGUUUUAUCUGCUUUAUGUUGAAUGCUGUUUCUUUGUCAGGUCUUCCAAUUUCAUGUUCCCAAUAUGCUAACCAAUUUCCACGUAACUGUCUCCCACUAGAUAAAGAAUAAAUUUCCUUAUUUGGACAAAUAACUGUGUCAGCUGUUGAUUGAGAUCGACUGUCAUCUUUCUGUAUUUCAAACCUAUUUCCUAUCACAGAUAUAUUCCCAAAACUAUUUACAUCCUUGUUCAAAAAUUCCAUGUUUUCUGAAAUACUGUAAUCUACUAGGCAUGAUGCACUAUAUUGCUCUGUACCCACAUUAGGUGAAGAUAAUCGUGUUUGUUGUUCAUAUUCAUGGCAAAGAUUACGUAUGUGCUGAUGAUUUUUAAGUAUUUGUUCUAUCGCUUCACCACUCAUACAUUUGUAGAACAGCAUGUAUGCUUUAUGUGCAAACUCUGUAGUAAAUACUUCUUUUAACUCUUCAAAUGCCUAAAAAUACAUUAAAGAAUAACACAAUUUAUACUUGGCUUUGAGAAAUGGAAAAUAUUUAUAUAAUUACUUUAUUUCUCUGAGGAUCCGAUAUAUUUGAAUUUUCUACAACUGGUGGAGAAUAUGAUUCAGCAUUUUCUACACUAAAACCAUCCCAUAUCAGAGGAGAACCAGAAGAACAAGUUUCAAUUAUAUUCCAGUCUUGGAUAUUACAAUGACUUGUACCUUCAUUAGAAACUUUUAUUCUAAGCAUACCGAAAAUGCAUAUGAUAAUUUGUUA
Molecule: messenger RNA, 4421 nt
Organism: Vespa velutina
Lineage: Eukaryota; Metazoa; Arthropoda; Insecta; Hymenoptera; Vespidae
Gene: Rint1
Product: RAD50-interacting protein 1
Exons: 13
Coding region: 359-2491 (710 amino acids)
Biological process (GO): retrograde vesicle-mediated transport, Golgi to endoplasmic reticulum; endoplasmic reticulum to Golgi vesicle-mediated transport; regulation of ER to Golgi vesicle-mediated transport
Cellular component (GO): Dsl1/NZR complex
Source: RefSeq, a predicted model, not a curated record